Pteronotus mesoamericanus is the source of this 3830-nucleotide messenger RNA. It is a transcript of the gene ING5, whose product is annotated as inhibitor of growth family member 5. The coding region runs from base 36 to 758 and encodes 240 amino acids. Gene Ontology annotation, molecular function: chromatin binding. NCBI's taxonomy places the organism in Eukaryota, Metazoa, Chordata, Mammalia, Chiroptera, Mormoopidae. The record is from RefSeq and is a predicted model, not a curated record. Gene Ontology annotation, biological process: positive regulation of apoptotic signaling pathway; regulation of DNA-templated transcription. The transcript is spliced from 8 exons. Gene Ontology annotation, cellular component: nucleus.
GCCCGCGCAGAUCCAGAGCGCGGCCGCGGACGAAGAUGGCGACCGCCAUGUACUUGGAGCACUACCUGGACAGUAUCGAGAACCUUCCUUGUGAACUUCAGAGGAAUUUCCAGCUGAUGCGAGAGCUGGACCAGAGGACAGAAGAUAAGAAAGCGGAGAUCGACCUCCUGGCCGCGGAGUACAUCUCCACGGUGAAGAGCCUGUCCGCAGAGCAGCGGGUGCAGCACCUGCAGAAGAUCCAGAGCGCCUACAGCAAGUGCAAGGAGUACAGCGACGACAAGGUGCAGCUGGCCAUGCAGACCUACGAGAUGGUGGACAAGCACAUCCGGAGGCUCGACGCGGACCUGGCACGCUUCGAAGCAGACCUGAAGGACAAGCUGGAGGGCAGCGACUUUGAGGGCUCCGGAGGACGCGGGCUAAAAAAGGGUCGGAGCCAGAAGGAGAAGAGGGGCUCCCGGGGCCGAGGCCGGAGGGCCUCAGAGGAGGACACUCCGAAGAAGAAGAAGCACAAAGGAGGGUCGGAGUUCAGCGACACCGUCCUGUCUGUGCACCCCUCCGACGUGCUGGACAUGCCCGUGGACCCCAACGAGCCCACCUACUGCCUCUGCCACCAGGUGUCCUACGGGGAGAUGAUCGGCUGCGACAACCCGGACUGUCCGAUUGAGUGGUUCCAUUUCGCCUGCGUGGACCUGACCACGAAGCCCAAAGGAAAAUGGUUCUGUCCGCGGUGUGUCCAGGAGAGGAGGAAGAAGAAGUAAGGCAGAGGCUGGCGCUGGGGACAGAGGAGCGAGUUGAUACACUCCGUCAUUCACGUUGCAAUAUUUUAUCUUCAUCUUAAAACUACCUUGUUUCCAAUGAUAUUUAAUAACUCAAUGGCCAGUUGUAAUUCUGGAUAUUUCCUAAAACCAACGAGAACCCCCGAGCCCUGUUUGCACAGCGGAGGGGUCUUACGGGGACUUGCCACAGGAUUCGGUCCUCAUGACUCUGUACAGGCCCUGGCACUGAGCACCGCAGUCCCACAGGGAGCCCGAGCGCCUCCGUAGGUGAGCGCGUGCGGCGUGCUGGGUGCCGCGGGACGUGCCCGCCGGGAGCAGACGCUGCCGUCCCUGUGCAGCUAGAGGCGUGAGCCUUGCGUGGUCCGCUGUCUGGGGGGGCCCCCCGAGAGCCCCCGUGUGCACGUCGUCCAUGCUGGGUGCACACGAGUGUGGUCUGGCGGGCGUUGCUGGAAGGCGCCCUCCUGGCGCACGUGCACACACUGGCAGCUGCGGGGCAGCGGAUGCCUCGCCCAGCGGCCCCGCGUGGUGUGCGCUGCCCUUCCCUGCGCUGCCGGUCCCUCCUGAGGCUCUGCUCUCUGGAGGGAACGCUCUGGAUGGCAGGCGGGUCGUCGGUUUCCACGGCCAGUGCAGAUGAGGGACAGCGUCCCAGACUGGCUGAUGCUCUGUUUCUCUGGGAAUUCCGAACGUUUUUACUGUGAAGAUGAAGUAACUGUAGUCGCAUGAAGACAUGGGUCUGUGUGUGAAGUGAGUCGUCUACUAAGAGCCGAUUUUGACCCUGUUUCUGUUCUCCCUGGUCAGCAGCUUGUCCCAGGGACUACGAUUAUGUGAUGUGAUUUGUGAAUUUCUUGUGCCACAAUAGCAGUUCUGGAAUGAAGUUAGGAAACUAGUGUGUACUUUCUCUUCACUCAGCAUUCACCAAACCAGUUUUGAACUGCCCUUCGGGUCCUAGCUGGGGACGUCGUGUACCUUUGGUGUUCUGAGAGCCACUCGUGAGGGUCCCUGGACUCUCCGGGACCUGCCCCGCGUAACUCAGCCCAGUCAGGGGUCCUCUUGCCAGAAAACAACCCCAGGAGGUAGAAUCGAGGUGUGAAACGCCCAGCAUCAGAAGACUCGUCUUGUCAAGAGGGUCCUGGAGGGGCCCACUGCCCCCUCCCAUGGCCUUGUUCCCAGGGCCUCUCCCAGCCCCCAGCAUUUCACCAAGGAGAGGGGAUAGGGCAGCGGAACCGGCAAAGCUGCAUCCUAGACCGGCCGCUCCCUGCAAGCGAGUCAAUAUUCGGCCAGUGGGAGAAACUGUGAGAGGGCAGCCGGGGUCCAGCUGGAACCUGCGAUCCUCAGUGGCCUCAGCCUGCACGGGACGUGUCCGGACUGCUGACUUCUCCGGAGUGACCUCAGGGAGCAGGACUUGCUUCCCAGUGACUGCGGGCGGGUCACCUCAGCCUGCGUGACCCUUCCAGCCUCGGGCUGGCGGUCAGGGGAGGGGUCGGCAGCCGCCCUACGCUCUCUCGGAACUGAAGCCCCCCUGCCGCUCAGGAGGGGGUGGGUGCACAGGCAUGUGAGGCCGCCUGUGUUUAGUGCCUGAGCUUCACGUGACGGGCGUUUCAAGAUUGUGGGGAGUCAGUUGGGGCUGUUUUUUCUUCACCCCUUUACCGGUGUCUGUGGAGAGGACAGGUAAGAACAGUAAGCCUGUGAGGAUGCUCUAGAAGCUCAUUUAAUAUUUGCACUUCAUCUCUGAACACGCCUGCUGUUGCCGUGGGAACACAGUGUUUGUGGAUGCAGGUUGACACGCGCUGGUUCUGAUUGUCACCUGGUUUCCUGAGGCCGGCUUGCUUCCCAGGAAAGUCCGCCGACUCCUGUCUUAGGCUUUUCUUUCAAGUUCGACCUUGUCACCCUGCGUCACUGUGUAGCGUCCCACGUGACGCCCUUUUUAAAAUUUCUGUGCUUAUCAGUCUCGUGUUUACUCUCGCCAGUUACGAUAGUAUCACCAAAAUAAUGUGCAGACAGCUCUGACGAGAGUGGGGAGCGUGAGCCUGAGAGGAAGGUGCCCUGGGGCGUCGUGGGAUGGCGACCGGGCCGGGCGCCGUUCCUGGCUGUCAGCACCGUCUGGGUCGGGAAGGCGCCCGAGCGGCUGGCUGGCUGGGAAGGACGCCAUGCCACCUGGCCCGGCUCUGGUCCUGGGGGGACGGUGGGAGCACCACACAGCUCUGCUCCCCACGGCCUGGCCACCCUCGUCCUGGGGGUGAGAUUCUGCCCAGGCCCCGUCCUGUGCCUGCGGGCCCCACCUCUGGCCUUGGGCUUGGCCGACCUGGGCUGGCUCCACAGGUGAGGGUGUGGCUGGGAGGUGACUGGGGAGGGAAGCAGGAUCUUGUUCAGAGGAGAAGCAGAACCAUUUUCCUUGCUCUCAGUGCUGUGUUCUCAGCUAGCAAUUUGAGAGACCUCGUUCUCCGACAGGACGCACCUGCACUAACACUUUGUUAAGCUGAGCGCCCCCGCGUCUCUGGCUGGGCUGGUGGAGCUGUUGGCUGGGCUGCAGCCUGAGUGACUGUCCCCACAGUGCAGGCCAGGCGUCCGGGCAGGUGGACAGGAGACCGGCACUGGCCAGGGUCCCAGGAGCCGGGGGGCAGGUUUGCUGGGAUGCUCGGAGCCAGCCAAGUGUCAGUGCGGAUCCAGACGGCCACGCGGCGCCGUCUCCGGCCCUGUCCCUGGCGGCCCUCGGCAGGGGCUGCCUCGAGCAAUAACGCAUCCACGUGCCACAGCCAGGGCCUGCGCCGUCACCGGAUCUCGGCGCUUCUCGUGGGCAUUGCAGAGCUAAGGUGUCCUCGGUGUUGAGUGAACAGCGAUCGCUUGUCAUUGCUUGCGCUGACGGUGUUUCAAACAGGAAGUCUAAAAAACGCGCUCGUUCAGGAGACGGUCCUAUGAAGUGUCUCUUCCUACGUAUGUGUUUUGUGGUGUUCACGUUUACCACAUUUCAUCCAAAAAGGUGAAGCAGCUUUAACAUGAAUGUUACAUUUUAUUUCCAAGGAAUUAUCUAUGUUUCCUUUGUAAAGGAAAGAUAAU